Molecule: messenger RNA, 2399 nt
Organism: Neltuma alba
Lineage: Eukaryota; Viridiplantae; Streptophyta; Magnoliopsida; Fabales; Fabaceae
Product: F-box/WD-40 repeat-containing protein At5g21040
Exons: 2
Coding region: 500-2146 (548 amino acids)
Molecular function (GO): protein binding
Source: RefSeq, a predicted model, not a curated record
CAUCUCUUCUUUUUUCCCUUCUCUCUGUUGCCUGACCCUGGUCGCAGUUUAGGAUUCCUUUGCCCCUCUGUUUCUCUCGUUGUUCUUCCCUGUUCUCUUAGUCUCCCUUGGCUUCGCCUCUCAGGUAUAUUAAUCACUCUAUCUUCUUCAUCUGUUUUUCAAUUUCCUCGUUUUCCUUCUCCUUUCCUGAAUUAAUUUGUUAGACGUAUAUCCCAUUAACCCUCAAUUGCUCUUCGCUUUUUAUUCCUUGGUUAAUUUUUCGUCAAAAGUUUUAGGAAAUUUUCUGACUCAUUCAUUCCUCUGGUUGUAUCUGCGCUAUUUUCCAGGGUUUCUUGUCGUGACUUGCUCUUAAUUGAAUUUCGGUUUCAUUGCUUUCGAUUUUUUUUCCCCUUCCAAAUUCUUUUCAUCGGUUUCGACCCGGUAAUUUUUUCCCAAUCCUUUUUCAUCUUCGGGUUUGAUCUUUCAACCCUUGAAUUGAAGUGUAGGAUCCCAUAUUUUUAUGGCAUUUGAAUGCCCAACGAGUACCGAGGUUUCAAAAAAAUUGGUAGAACUUGAGUUAGAUCCCGGCAUUGAGAUAGCUGAGCCAAACCCGCAUACUAACAAAACCGAGAGUGAAGGGAUUGCAAAAUCUGGUAAUAGCAAACCUGAAUAUGUGAGGAUUGACAAUUCUGAAAGAGCAUCGAAGUUUCAAAGUGAUGCUGUGGCUGACUAUUGUCGGUCAUUUGCUGAUCUUCCUCCGGCCUUGAUUUCUGAAAUUCUGAAUUACCUUGAUCCUAAAGAGCUUGGUAUUGUGUCCUGUGUCUCCACAAUUUUCCAUAGACUCGCAUUUGAACACCAUGCUUGGAAGGAAUUCUAUUGUGAGAGGUGGGGACUUCCAACAGUUCCCGCGGUUCUGGAUUCAGGAGUUACAGAUGAGAAGUCAUGGAGGGAGCUUUUCGUGGAAAGGGAGUUUAGGAGUAAGACUUUUAUGGGACGUUAUAGCAUUGAUGUGUUGUAUGGCCAUACUGAGGCGGUUCGGACUGUUUUCCUGUUGGCUUCUGCAAAGCUUAUAUUUACCUCAGGAUAUGAUUCAGUUGUGAGGAUGUGGGACAUGGAGGAUGGAUUAUCUAUUGCAUCAUCAAAACCCCUUGGCUCUACCAUUCGUGCUGUUGCAGCAGAUAGAAGAUUGCUGAUUGCUGGGGGUACUGAUGGGUUCAUUCACUGUUGGAGAGCAGUUGAAGGACUCCCCCAUCUAUUUGAGCUUAGAAGCACACAGAACCAGAACAUUGAGUUUCGACUUUGGGGACAUGGCGGUCCGAUAACUUCACUUGCUUUGGAUUUGACUAGGAUCUAUAGUGGUUCUUGGGACAUGACCGUUCGACUGUGGGAUCGUUAUUCACUGAAAUGCACGCAGGUGCUUAGGCAUAGUGAUUGGGUCUGGGGACUUGUCCCCCAUGAUACUACAGUUGCCAGUUCAUCAGGUUCCGAUGUGUAUAUUUGGGAUACUAAUAAUGGAACUUUGAUGACCAUUAUUCAUAAUGCUCAUGUUGGUAACACUUAUGCUUUGGCACGAAGCCAUACGGGUGACUUCCUUUUUACUGGAGGAGAUGACGGUGCGAUACACAUGUAUGAGAUCAUGAAUGAUCAUGUUGACACCAAAGCUUGGAAAAUUGCUACAUGGAUUCCUCAUACUGGUCCUGUGUAUUCCCUUGCCUUUGAGUUUCCCUGGCUUGUUUCAGCAUCUAGUGACGGCAAGUUGGCUCUUAUUGAUGUAAGAAAACUUUUGCGAACUAGCAAGCAUGCUCUGGGGAAGCAACCUACAAGGGCAAAGCAUUUGCGCCAGAGCACAGUAGAACCCCCACAGAGGAUGCUGCAUGGAUUUAAAAGCAAUCUUUUUUCAGUUGAUUUAGGUGCUGAUCGAAUUGUCUGCGGAGGCGAGGAAGGUGUUGUUAGGAUCUGGAAUUUCACACAAGCUUUGGAAGUUGAGCGCAGAGCCCGUGCUUUAAGGGGGAUGCGAUUAGAAAACAGGAUGCGGCGUCGAAAGCUCCAAGCUGAUGUGAGCAAUAAAAGUGGCAGAAAUGAUCAAUGUUCAGUAGCAGCCAAGAAGAAUUCAGGGACUGGCAUUUGGCCAAAUAAGCGUGGGGUGAGUGGAAAGCUGAAGGCAUAGCAGCGUCUAACAGCAUUACGCUUUUGUUUCUAUUCUCACUUAGUUUUAAUGCGCAUUGGUAGAUACAAUAUUUAAUUUUGUAGCAGUCAUAACUAGAUUUCGAUCCUGUCAGUUUACGAAGUAACAGUUUCUCUGAGACGAUUUCCUUUUCGCCUGAUAGAGACAUGAUUGCUGUAUCAUGUAUCUCUCAGCAUCUGCCUCAUUCUACAGUUUUAAACCUAUGAGUAAUUAGAAAGAAGAAAAUAUUUAAGGG